Messenger RNA from Mauremys reevesii (Reeves's turtle), 2110 nucleotides. RefSeq names its product regulatory factor X8 (gene RFX8). Bases 78 to 1679 code for a protein of 533 amino acids. The record is from RefSeq and is a predicted model, not a curated record. Gene Ontology annotation, molecular function: DNA-binding transcription factor activity, RNA polymerase II-specific; RNA polymerase II cis-regulatory region sequence-specific DNA binding. The transcript is spliced from 15 exons. Lineage: Eukaryota; Metazoa; Chordata; Testudines; Geoemydidae. Gene Ontology annotation, biological process: regulation of transcription by RNA polymerase II.
UAAAGUAAACAGCGCCCCGGGGGCAGCAGCCCCUGCCCGGCCCGCAGCGCCCCCCGGCGGCCCCGGGCUUGCGGAGGAUGGCGGAGGGCGCGGAGGCUGCCCCGACCGGCAGCAGCAGCAGCAGCAGCCGCUUGUACCACUCCAUCACCCAGUGGAUAGCGGAUAAUUUCUAUGUUUGUGAAGGAUACAGCAUACCUCGUUGUCUACUUUAUGAAAUGUAUAUAGAGAAUUGCACUCAGAAUGCUCAGAAUCAAGUAAAUCCAGCUACAUUUGGAAAGCUUGUUCGCUUAGUUUUCCCUGAUCUGGGGACCAGAAGGCUGGGCACAAGGGGAAGUGCCAGGUAUCACUACGAUGGAAUACAUAUCAAGAAGAGCUCUUCCUUCUAUGCUCAUUAUUGCUAUCUUCUGGCUGAAAAAAAAAAUCACAGUGGGGAUGGUUCCAAUUCUGAGGAUGCAGCAAAUUAUGAGAGCAACGGCUACAGAAAAGGAACAUCUGGUAUCAAUUUGCAGACAGAGAAGGACAAAUUUGGAUCCCCUGUGCCUGAAUUCAAGAGAUUUUCUUCUUGGGAGCAAGAGUUAGGAAAGACACACUCAUAUAAAAUAGUUGCAUUGCUUGCUGAUGAGUAUUGUAACUACUGUCAAGAUGUUUUACAGAACUUGAGGAACAAAGAACUUGACAGGGUGGAAGACCUUAUCACAUCAUUCUGGAAGUCUUUGCAGCCUGAAACAAUAAUGCUUAUGUCACUGCCAGAUAUAUGCCAACUGUUUAAAUGCUAUGAUAGACAGCUGUUCAAGGAAAUGGAGAGCAUUCUGCUUGAUGACUUCCUGGAAGAUGUUACUAUACAAUAUUUGAAGUCAGUCAGAUUGUUCAGUAAAAAUGUUAAACUCUGGCUGCUUACUGUUUUGGAAGAUUUUCCACUCUUACUACGAAUGUCCAAAAUCAAAGAAGUUACUGUGUUUGUAAAAAGACUAAGAAGAAAGACGUAUCUUUCUAAUAUGGCAAAGACAAUGAGAAUAGUCUUGAACAACAGCAGCAGAGUUACUAUUUUAAAAUCAGACUUGAAUGCCAUCAUCAACCAGGGAAUUGUGGACAUUCCUGGAAACCCCUUGCAAAAUAAGUUUAGAAAUAUGGAUGAAAUGGAAAGUGACAUGGAACUCAAAUGCUUGAAUAACUUGAUUUCCUUGCUGGAUACUUCCACAGAUGUUAGGGUUUUCCUGAACUGUAUAUCUUCAAAUCUUCAGGCUUUUGUCAUUCAGCCAAGCAAGAAUAAAGAAGAGUUUAGAAAAUUAGCAGCUAACUUCCAACUGAAAUGGAACUUCCUCUUAACUGCAGUAAGCAAGGCUAUGACACUGUGCCAUACAGACAGUUUUGGAUCCUGGCAUUUGUUUAAUUUGCUACUUUUGGAAUAUGUUAUUCACAUUCUCCAAUCCCAUAUAGAGGAGGAAGGAGAUGGAACUCUCUCAGACAUGCAGCAAAAUGAUUCACCUAUCCAGCUAGCUCAUGAACCUGCUCACCUUUGGGACAAUUUUUCUGCUGAGCAGUUUCGAGCCAGAGCCCCAGAGCCAACUCGGGUAACUCUGACACAGAGCCAGAGUGAUGUUAAUCUAAACGGCAUUAUUCUCAAGGUCCUGAGCUGUCUGGUAGACUCAGCCACAGGCAACAAGCUCUGUCAUCAAUAAUGUUAAAAACCUACCUGAAACCAUAAUGCCAAAGAAAGUCAACAGGAACUAUGGAAUGGACUAUUAACCCCAUCAAAAUUCUUCUUUGUGUCUACAAUAUGGACGCCAGAGUUCAGGCUGCUAUUUUGUCUUUGACCUAUCCUAUUAUGCUAGGUAUCUCAAUUUAUACAGAGCUCAGCUCUAAUCUCAGAUUCAUGGAUAUGCGUUGCCAUGAAUCUUGGAAAAAUUCCUGCUGAACUUUCCAUUUCUGCAGAAUACUGUGGAGUCAGUAUCUCACAUACAAUGUUAUUAGUUAAAACAGAAUAGGUCCUAUAAUAUGUAAUUGAUUUUCCCAUAUGUCCAACACAAAAUUGUCUCAAUUUGCUGUCUGACCGCAACACAAGCAGAAUUAUACAGAAAAUAUUGGGAGAUACUGGAAAUAAAUGUGUAUA